AUGUCAUGCACUUCGAUCGGCCACAUCUCCGUUCAGAACUCCUACAUAAUCGAGCAUCUCGUUCCUAGGAAUUAUCGACAGCGAUGUGACGUUCAAAUGGAUCUGCGCAGACACAAACUCGGUGAUCUUUACGGACCUGUGGCAGUCUCUGAUGACGGUGUCGGCAUCUUCGGCGAUAUAUAUGGACCGUUGAUUCUGCAGAUCAAAUAUGCGUCUUUCGUUCUGUCGGAUUCGGCCAAGGACACCACCCUUGGUGGCAGUGGUUCAGCAGAGCCUCCACUGAGACUGCGUGGGCUACAAAUUCAACCGUGGCUCAAUGUCAAAGAAGACAAAGAUAAGUUCAGGACUGCCCACGAAAAGCCGGCCACCAGUCAAGCAACGAAAUACAAACUGAGGUUGAUGCGGCAAUAUCUGAGUGAAGCACAAAGGUCGAGAAUACCAUGGACCACGAACAAGAAUUUUGUCUCUAUUAGCAAACGUCAGUACAAACCUUCGCCCACUUCUAUUGUACAGCUGCUUCCUCAAUUCGAGUUUGCUGAUAGAGCUAUGAAAGCCGUGGAUGCAUGUAUGGCAUGUCUCAAAAUGGAAACCUUUAGGGCGUCAGUAUUCAGAAGGUCUCAAGUUUGGGAAGUCAUUGAUACCUACAUCAAAGCGAAGAUGUGGUUAGGUAUUGGUUCGUUUCAAAAAGCCGUGGCCGCCCUGAAUGUAGCCUCACAGAAAGCUGGACUCAUAUUUUAUGAACCUACCUUGGAUCAUUUGAUCUUGUCCCUGGUCAUCAUCCUGGACAAGCAGAAUCCUCAAGAACAUGAACGUGGUGUUCACAGGGCGAGAUUGUUGUCUGAACUUGCUUCCAUUUGCUACAAAGAAUUUGGAAAGUUCCACCCACUCACUUACCUGCUGCGCAUCGGACAGCUGGCCAGAAAACAAGCGGCGGUCUACUGGCAACCUCUAGUCUGCCACUAUGCUUUUGAUGUGGUGGGAGCUGAUAUUUCGACGAACAACCUAGCAACAUUUACUCAAGGUGUUACAGCAAAAUUCAACGCCGGAGGCUUGCGACUACUUCACGAGUGGUCCGACUGGGAUGGCAUCGCAAGAUAUGCUGAAAAGGUCAAGAAGAUACACACUCAGCCACGACAAGCAAAUCUUGACCUUGCCCUAUACCUCGAUUUCAUUCUAGCAGAGACCGCGAUAUUCCACGGUCGCCAUGCAGAAGGUAUACAAGCAUUACAAACCAUAUCAUCAAACACACAAGUGACUGGUAUACGUAUCGAUGCAAUGAUGCGACUUUCUCAAAUCUACUCUCAAACAGGCGAUGAAGACAAGUCGUCGAAAUAUGUACACUCCGCCUUCUUGGCAGGACUUGACUACUUUGGUCCCAGGCACGCGUAUUUAACACAUAUGUUUCGAAACCUUCAGGACUACCUUGCGUUUUAUAAGCAGAGGGAAGGGCGUGAAGCAUGGUUAUCGCAGUAUCCGAGUCUGGCUCAAUUGAUUGCUUUUACUGCUGCUGCUGAUGACGGGAACGUGACGGGCAGGAUGCACGGAGUUCAGGAACGAAGUGCAAAGACCCAAAACGAUGACUUGGGCAACUAG
Lithohypha guttulata is the source of this 1593-nucleotide messenger RNA. RefSeq lists its product as uncharacterized. The transcript is spliced from 2 exons. The record is from RefSeq and is a predicted model, not a curated record. Lineage: Eukaryota; Fungi; Ascomycota; Eurotiomycetes; Chaetothyriales; Trichomeriaceae. Bases 1 to 1593 code for a protein of 530 amino acids.